Messenger RNA from Sitophilus oryzae (rice weevil), 2901 nucleotides. Its product is annotated as glucose dehydrogenase [FAD, quinone]-like. The record is from RefSeq and is a predicted model, not a curated record. Gene Ontology annotation, molecular function: flavin adenine dinucleotide binding; ecdysone oxidase activity. The transcript is spliced from 2 exons. The coding region runs from base 335 to 2164 and encodes 609 amino acids. Lineage: Eukaryota; Metazoa; Arthropoda; Insecta; Coleoptera; Curculionidae.
AAAUCUGAUGUAAAUAGAAAAAUAAAGUAAAAACUGUAAAAACAGGUAAAAACAACAACAAAAAUUCUAACCAAAGAUUUAACCGUCAUACGACAUGAGCAUCACGUGAUUGCACAAUACCCAACGAUAGGGUACGUACCUCUUUCAUCUGAUUGGACGGUUGGUUGCGUAUUUUAAUGUAUCCUAGUAAGUACAAAGUACAAAACCCAACAAAACCAGAGAACAUCAGAAAGCACUAAGUGAGAAAACAUGUACAAAAUCUAAUCAUAAAGAAAUGAAAUAUUCUUGUGUAUCUGUUUUGUGUGAAAUAUUUUAAUACAUAGACUGAGAGGCAAUGUUUCUAAGAUCCAUUUUCCUCGCUAGUUAUUUUAUUCUCAUAGUUUUAUUUAGUGCUUUUUUAAAAUAUUAUGAUACUUUAGAAAACUUCUUGGUGUCGUCUUUUGAUUUUCAUAAAGAAAAGUUGGUAGUUUAUGAUUAUAUUAUAGUAGGUGGUGGUUCAGCAGGUUCACUUGUGGCAAAAAGACUAGCAGAAGACUCAAACAAAAGAAUACUUGUUAUUGAAGCUGGAAAACGUGAUUUUGGUUUUUACAAUGUCCCUUCAAUGGGAAUUCUUUUACAGAAUUCUCCCUUUGACUGGCAAUAUACAACGGUACCUCAGAAAACGGCUUGCUUUGCACUUCCCAAUAAUUCCAGUCGAUGGCCAAUGGGAAAAAUUUUAGGUGGCACUAGCAUGAUAAACAAUAUGCUUUACAUGCGAGGUCAUAAGUCAGAUUUUGACGAAUGGUUUAAAGACUACAAGGAAUAUGAUUAUAAUGAUAUUUUGUAUUACUUCAAAAAAUUGGAGAGGCUUAUUCCAGUUAGGGAUUUAAUUUUUCACACUAUUUUACCUGAUAUUUUAUUAAAAGCAGUAGUGAAUUUGGGAUAUGAAACUCCAAAAGAGAAUCUGAACUGUCAGUUGGGAUACAGUAAACCAAAAACCAUUCUUCAUAAUGGAAAAAGGUGGACAACAGCAGAGUUAAUCAAACAGGGUAAAAUUACAAAUAUAGAUAUUAGAUAUGGAUGUGUUGUAGAAGAAAUAAUGAUGAAGUCUAAUUUUGAAGCUUAUGGUGUUAAAUACAGAUAUUCAGGAAGAAAAUAUGUAGUUUAUGCCAAGUUGGGUGUUAUUUUAUCAGCUGGAGUGAUUGGUUCAGCAAAAAUUUUAAUGCUUUCUGGUAUAGGACAGAAAAAACAUUUAAAAGAAGUACAAAUUCCUUUAAAAGUUGAUUUACCAGUGGGACACAAUUUGCAUGAUCAUGUCACUACAGGUUUUGAUCUGGUCUUAAUCAAUCAGACCUUAGAUAUUGGAAUAGAACAAAUACUGUCACCAUUAUCAUUGUGGAAGUAUUUCAGUAAGGGUAUAGGUCCUUGGACUACAACAGGUUGUGAGCUGAUAGCCUUUUUUAAUACAAGAAACACUUCAGAGCGUCCAGAUUUGCAAUUUAUGAUCAUGCCAUUGGCACUGAAAGAGGAUAAUGGCAUAUAUUUAAGACACUUAAUGGGGAUUCCUAGCUCUGUCUACUCAACAUACUUUGCUACAAAUAAACAACCAGCUAUUACCAUUUUACCAGUGCUUUUACAUCCAAAAAGCAAAGGGUUUGUUAAACUGAACAAAAAUGAUCCUUAUUCAUCUCCUGUUAUUGACCCAAAAUACUUAACAGACCCUCAGGAUGUUGAAACCCUUAUUAAGGGCAUAAAAUUUAUAAAAGAACUUGUAGAAUCUGAUGAGUUAAAAUCCAUAGGUGCCCAAUUCAACUAUAAACCCUUUCCAGGCUGUGAAUUAUAUCAAUUUAAUUCAGACAAGUACUGGGAAUGUUAUGUUAGGCAUUUAACAAUGACAUCAUACCAUCCUAUAGGUACGUGUAAAAUGGGACACCCAGAAAAAAAAUCCACAGUAGUUAAUUAUGAUUUUCAAGUCAAAACAACAAGCAAACUUUUUGUGGUUGAUGGAUCUGUGCUGCCAACAGAAACUAGUGGAAAUAUUAACGGUGCUAUUUUGAUGCUAGCAGAAAUGGCAAGUGAUAAAAUUAAAAGAAUAGAUUAUUUAUUAAUUGGAAAAUGUCACAUAUUAGAAAUAUUUAAUAUAAUGGGUUCCAACAGUGAAAUAAAUAAGAAUAAAAUAAAAUAACAAAUAAAAUUGUAUUUGUAAGCAUUCAAACCAUAUAUUAAGAAUGAAAAGUUCAAACUAAGUCAACUGUUCAGACAGUCAAAUAAAGUAAAAUAUUGAAAAAGUAUAAUGGUGAGUUCAUACAGAGAAAUAAAAUAAAUAAGACUUUCCGUAAAGAUGUGGAUCCGGUGGCUGAUUUUUGUUGCAUUUGAUACUACGCAAGCGCACAUCUUCGAUGUUGCCAAAUUGCAAUUUAUUUUCGAAUUAUUUGCCAUUGAAAACAAAAAUGUUUUUUUGAGUGUUAAUCAGUAAGAAUACAAAUGCUAUAAUUAAUUUUAUAAUUUCAGAUAUAUCUUGAUAUCAAAAAUUAAGGUAAGCAGGAUAAUGGAGAUUGUGAAGUUAAGGUAUUAUAAUUGUAAUUGGAGUUAAAGUAAAUAAUACCGUAUGAUCGAAUAAAAACAGCGUCAGCGAUGGCUAUGAAAUGAAAAUCGCUGUCAUUUUAUAUGCAAAAUUAUAUUGGAAAUGUCAUCGAUCAUCAUUUCCAAGCCAACUGGACGCAUAUACUGGACGUAAUUUUUUUUCAAUCAUACGGUAUAUUGUAAUAAUAUUUAUUUAUUUACAUAUUUACAUUAGAAUUUAUUUUUAUUUAUUUAUUUAUUUACGGGAAACCCCAUUACAUUACAAAAUUUACAAAACAAUAUUAAAAAAAAGAAAAAAAAUGUCUUUUCUUUUUCUUUCACAUCGUAUAAAGAUACUUA